Messenger RNA from Peromyscus eremicus (cactus mouse), 354 nucleotides. RefSeq names its product lymphocyte antigen 6 family member G5C (gene Ly6g5c). Gene Ontology annotation, cellular component: external side of plasma membrane. NCBI's taxonomy places the organism in Eukaryota, Metazoa, Chordata, Mammalia, Rodentia, Cricetidae. The record is from RefSeq and is a predicted model, not a curated record.
AUGUUCUUGUUGCCCAUUCCCCACCAAUAUAAGCCCAGCCUCGAGGAAAGCCAUGCUUUUUAUGCAGGCCCUGCAGCCAGCUGGUCUCCAAGGCCCCUGGGACUCCACAGUGCCACCCAAGCCCUGUAUGCUGGGCUGGCUCUCCACCUGGCUCCUCUGGGCAACAGCUUUGUCACCCUGCACGGAAAGAACAGUGACGGUUUUAACAUCAUGGUGAGCGACUGCCGCAGCAGGGAGCAGAUGAACGAUUGUUCAUGCACUGCCUCCCUGGUGUUUGGCUUUUGGAUAGUCUAACCAUGCUGCUUCCUGGAUUUCUGCAACAAUCCAACAAACAGGAAGACCACUAUGCACUAG